AUGCUAGAACACAAGUACGGGGGCCACCUUGUGUCCCGGCGCGCCGCUUGCACCAUCCAAACCGCCUUCCGCCAGUACCAGCUCAGCAAGAACUUUGAGAAGAUCCGCAACUCCCUCCUGGAGAGCCGCCUGCCGCGGCGGAUCUCCCUGCGCAAGGUGCGGGCGCCCACGGCCGAGAGCCUGGCGGCCGAGAAGGCGCUCAUGGAGGGCUACGGCCUCAUGGGGCUGCCGCUGGUGCGCUCGCCCUCCCUGCCGCCCACCUUCGCGGGCACGCUCACCGAGCUGGAGGACUCCUUCACCGAGCAGGUGCAGUCCCUGGCCAAGUCCAUCGACGACGCCCUAAGCACCUGGAGCCUCAAGACCAUGUGCUCCCUGCAAGAGAGCGGCGCUUACCAACUCCACCAGGCCCUGCACGCGGGCGCGGGGCCACCCGGCCUGGAGGCCGAGAUGCGGGAGCUCAACAGCGCCCGCCCGGCGCCCGGGGAAGAGGCCGCCGAGGUCGCCGGCCUGCCCCAGGGCCACAGCAGCACCCUCAUGAUGGCUUUCCGGGACGUCACCGUGCAGAUCGCCAACCAGAACAUCUCUGUCUCCUCCGCCACGGCUCUGUCGGUGGCCAACUGCUUGGGCGCGCAGACCGCCCAGGCCCCGGCAGAGCCCGCGGCUGCGGGCAAAGCGGAGCAGGGCCAAGCCCCGGGGCAGGAGCCCCCCGAGGCCCCCACCGCGGGUCAGGGGGGUGCUCCCGCCGAGAACACGGGCGCAGAGGCCGGAGCCAGCGCCGCCUUGGGCGCGCACCCACCUGGGGCUGCCCAGGCCGUGGUGGAGGGGGCCGCGGUAGCGGUCUCGGAGGCAGAGGCAGAGGAGGAGGAGGCCGGGGAGGCGGGGAAGGAGACGGAGGCCGAGGCCGGCGACAACUCGGAGCAGCUGAGUAGCAGCAGCACGUCCACCAAGUCGGCCAAGUCGGGCUCGGAAGCAUCAGCCUCAGCCUCCAAGGAGGCCCUGCAGGCCAUGAUCCUGAGCCUGCCGCGCUACCACUGCGAGAACCCCGCCAGCUGCAAGUCGCCCACGCUCUCCACAGACACGCUGCGCAAACGGCUCUAUCGCAUCGGCCUCAACCUUUUCAACAUAAACCCUGACAAAGGCAUCCAGUUCCUGAUCUCCCGAGGCUUCAUCCCUGACACCCCCAUUGGAGUGGCCCACUUCCUGCUCCAGCGCAAGGGCCUCAGCCGGCAGAUGAUCGGGGAGUUCCUGGGUAACAGCAAGAAGCAGUUCAACCGCGAUGUGCUGGACUGUGUGGUGGACGAGAUGGACUUCUCCAGCAUGGAGCUGGACGAGGCCCUGCGGAAGUUCCAGGCCCACAUCCGCGUGCAGGGGGAAGCCCAGAAGGUAGAGCGACUCAUAGAGGCCUUCAGCCAGCGCUACUGCAUGUGCAACCCCGAGGUGGUGCAGCAGUUCCACAACCCCGACACCAUCUUCAUCCUCGCCUUUGCCAUCAUCCUCCUCAACACCGACAUGUACAGCCCCAACAUCAAGCCCGACCGGAAGAUGAUGCUAGAGGACUUUAUCCGAAACCUGAGAGGUGUGGAUGACGGUGCCGACAUCCCCAGGGAGCUGGUGGUGGGCAUCUAUGAAAGGAUACAACAGAAGGAGCUCAAGUCCAAUGAGGACCACGUCACGUAUGUCACCAAGGUGGAGAAGUCCAUUGUGGGCAUGAAGACGGUGCUGUCGGUGCCCCACCGCCGCCUGGUCUGCUGCAGCCGGCUCUUUGAGGUGACAGAUGUCAACAAGCUGCAGAAGCAGGCCGCGCAUCAGAGGGAGGUGUUCCUCUUCAACGACCUGCUGGUGAUUCUCAAACUUUGCCCGAAGAAGAAGAGCUCCUCCACAUACACGUUCUGCAAGUCAGUGGGCCUGCUGGGCAUGGGGUUCCACCUCUUUGAGAAUGAAUAUUACUCUCAUGGCAUCACCCUGGUGACCCCGCUUUCGGGCUCUGAGAAGAAGCAGGUGCUGCAUUUCUGUGCCCUGGGCUCGGACGAGAUGCAGAAGUUUGUGGAGGACCUGAAGGAAUCCAUCGCUGAGGUGACAGAGCUGGAGCAGAUCCGGAUAGAGUGGGAGCUGGAGAAGCAGCAGGGAGCAAAGACGCUGUCCUUCAAGUCCAGCGGGGCACAGGUGGACCCACAGUCCAAGCACGGAUCGCCUACAGCCAAAAGGGAAGCUGCCCUGGGGGAGAAGCCGGUGGAGAGCACGGUGGAGGUAUUAAUCAAUGCCUCCCCAGCCCGACUCACCAUUUUACCAAUUUCAAGAGAUACAAUUAAAAGUUACUGCUAG
Molecule: messenger RNA, 2322 nt
Organism: Puma concolor (puma)
Lineage: Eukaryota; Metazoa; Chordata; Mammalia; Carnivora; Felidae
Gene: IQSEC3
Product: IQ motif and Sec7 domain ArfGEF 3
Biological process (GO): actin cytoskeleton organization; regulation of ARF protein signal transduction
Molecular function (GO): guanyl-nucleotide exchange factor activity
Source: RefSeq, a predicted model, not a curated record